AAUAAUAAUAAUAUUGAAAAAAACAAUGUCUAGAUAAUACAGUAACAGAUUUGCAAUUUGCCGAGCACCGAGCAUCGUUUUGUUGUUCGCAUACGAAUUGUAAAAACAAUAUUAUGUCAAGACUGGAAAUUUCCGUACCGCCAUUCGCCUUCCCACUCGUGCUGCCCGUAUAGAUAGACCUUAAGGGUCUGCACCUACUCGAUCUGCCUACGCUCGAUCGCGUUUCCAUUUUUAAGACGUCCGCAGCCGUAACUCGUAAUCGUUGUUUUGUAAUUGAAAACGCCAUCGUGUAAUUCAUGGAGUGCGUACGUCGUCAAUGGCAUUUCGAGAGACUAUCUUACACGCGUCUCGUCGUCUCGUAGACAUCCGUCGAGAAUUGCGAAGACGACAUUGAUACGAUAUCGUCGUCGUUCUCAUAUUGCACCUCAACUCUGUGGUCGUCUACCGUGCGUGCUCCUGUGUAAUGUCCGUCACCGUACAGCAGAUAUUGUCCGACGCCAAGCGAUUGGCAUCCAAACUCAAAGAACACGACACAGCAGCCGAUUCGUUGUUGUCCCAAGCCCAGUUCGUCUACAAGAAGAUCGAUGCCAUGAAACAAUAUACGGACGAUUUAUCAGAACUCAACGACAUGGAAGAAGGAGGUCUGCCACAUGAAGAACUGGUCAACUCUAUUCGAACAGAAAGUCGGCAGUUACAAGAGAUUGUACGUGAAAACCGAAUAUUAAGAGCAAUGGUUGCUGAACACCAGACUGCGCUAGAAAUGAUCAUGAGCAAAUAUCGGUCUCAGGUUUCACAUCUUAUUUCCCAAAGCAGUGCCGACCAGCUUGUUAACAAUAUCACAGCCAAGACAAUAGAAGAGAAAAAUGCGUUGAUAAUUCAACAGGAAGAACGUAUCAAAGAAAUGAUGGCUGUCAUGAGUCUUGCUUCUCGUUUAGAAGCUGAAGAAGCAAGUAAAAAGGAAGAAACUAUUGGCAGGUUACAAAUUGAAAACCAAACACUUAGAAAACUUUUGAAAAUAUCCAGUGACCUAUCUGUAGAAAAAGGACCCGACACAAUUUCGGCAUCUACAUAAACUUGUAAACUUAAUACAUUACCAUUGCUAAAUCAAAAUACUCAAAAAACAAUAAAUUCAAAUGUCAUUAA
Molecule: messenger RNA, 1143 nt
Organism: Melanaphis sacchari
Lineage: Eukaryota; Metazoa; Arthropoda; Insecta; Hemiptera; Aphididae
Product: FGFR1 oncogene partner 2 homolog
Exons: 4
Coding region: 464-1072 (202 amino acids)
Source: RefSeq, a predicted model, not a curated record